This is a messenger RNA of Culex quinquefasciatus (southern house mosquito), 1828 nucleotides long. Its product is annotated as SPRY domain-containing SOCS box protein 3. The transcript is spliced from 3 exons. Gene Ontology annotation, cellular component: SCF ubiquitin ligase complex. Gene Ontology annotation, biological process: proteasome-mediated ubiquitin-dependent protein catabolic process. Gene Ontology annotation, molecular function: protein binding. NCBI's taxonomy places the organism in Eukaryota, Metazoa, Arthropoda, Insecta, Diptera, Culicidae. The record is from RefSeq and is a predicted model, not a curated record. The coding region runs from base 331 to 1464 and encodes 377 amino acids.
GGAGAAAGAGCCCUCAGUCGCUUUCCGCACGCAAGUCGGGCUGCAUCGGGAGGGGAAAGAGCGAUCGGACUUAACCUAGAAGUGGCUCAUCAAGAGCAGUGUUAUCUGGAGUGAGUGAUUAGAGGCGCCUUAGUCAAGUCGUGGGAAUCUUCCACCGGUCGGGACACACGGAAUUCUUCGGCGAAGACAUUUUUGGGUUUUGUUUUGGGGUCGGUUUGUUAAAAUUUAAGAUUUAUACGUUAGUCGUUGCCGGGAGAUAAACCGGUACAGUGGCUGAAUACAUCAUAAAUCAGACGGUGAGUUUGCCUUAAGAUCCUCACGCGCCUCAGCAUGUCCCACGGACAACGGACGGCGUGUUCCGCCACCGACUGGUUGCUGGCCGCGGCUGGGCCCAGUGGUAGCAGCUCCGAGAACCGAUCGGUGCCCUUUUGCAACUGUGAAUAUCCGGCCGUAACGAGGUCUCGGCAUACGGCCAAAAAGGUGGAGCGAUGUCGUUGUGGCGAGGACACCUCGACCCGGCUGGAUUGGGUUUGGGAUGGUGAGGAGGCCCAUCCGGACACGCGAAUUACCAACGGGACCGAGCUAGUGUUUCAUCCGGUGUACAGCCAGGGGACGGCCGUGAUACGGGGUACGCAGCCGCUGCAGCACGGACGACAUCACUACUGGGAGAUUAAGGUGCUGAGCACGCUGGCGGGAACGGAUAUUAUGCUCGGCAUCGGCACCGACAAGAUCGACCUGCUGGCCCACCGCUUCAAGUUCGCCAGCGUCCUCGGCCAGGACGACCAAUCGUGGGGCUACUCGUACCGUGGCCUCACCCAGCACAACGGCCAGCUCAAGUACUACGGCAAAAAGUUCAGCCAGGGUCGCAUCAUCGGCAUCUACGUGGACAUGUUCCGGGGCGUGCUGGAGUUCUACCUGAACCGCCGGUCGCAGGGCCGAGCCUACACGAAUCUACCCCGGGACGCUGCCGUGCGCGUCUUCCCAAUGGUCUGCUCGACGUCGGCCAAGUCUUCGCUCAAGCUGAUCAACGCGGCCUCGUUCGGCGACAGUCUCGUGUUUGCCUGCAUGAAGGUCGUCUGCCGGUAUCCGAAGCUGCUGGAGCAAGCGAAAGAGGUUCCGGGGCUGCGACGGCUGAUCGACGAGCUGUGGUUCCUGCAGUUCAAGGAACCGAAAAAGACUGAUGAGUUUCAGCGGAACAAUCUGCUGCUGGAAGAUGAGGCACUGCUGUGUGGCAUGAAGAAGAAGAAGUUCAACGAAAUUGUGUCCCAAAGUCAGCCGAAAGCGGUCACGGAGACCGAAAGUGAGAGCAUUACGGAGGAUCAGAUUUACGAAGGAAUGCUGACGGAGGCUGAUGUCCGGAAGGGAAAGGGAGCGGGAGGGAGUGGGAGUAGCAAUUGUAGCAGUAGCAGCGAAGACGAGGAGCUGGCCUCUAUGAUUUCGAGAGAGUUCUUCUGUAAUCAUUAGGAUUAGAUAGUGAGGCGAGUUUUGUUGAGAGAAUAGUUACCGAGUGUCUAAAAGUUGGGCUGAUUGUUUAAAUUGGCAAAUCUUUCGAGAGAUUUACUUAUAACGGAAUUAGUUCGUAAUUUGUGAUAUGAAAUGUUUAGUUUAAACAUAUUUAAUCAUUGUUUACCAUAACCUGUUCAAUGUUAGUGUAAUAUGUAACUAUAUGGAAAGAUUCUUCAGGAUCUACGUCAAUGUAUAAGCUGCCAAGAAGUGCUUUAUACCAUUUAAGCAUUUUUAAAUAAUCCUACCAACAUCAUUAUAUGUCUUCAGCAAACUAUAAAAUAAUUUCAUAAUAUAAAAGUAAUAAAUAUAAUAAACCUGCCUG